Messenger RNA from Cherax quadricarinatus, 1318 nucleotides. Lineage: Eukaryota; Metazoa; Arthropoda; Malacostraca; Decapoda; Parastacidae. The record is from RefSeq and is a predicted model, not a curated record.
GUAGGAAGGGGAAUGCUCUUCAAUCCAAGUAAACUGAGAACUAUACGCGCUCGACUGAAUACUCCAGGGGCCCUCCGAUCCCUACAGGUCAUUGUCAAACAUCUGCCGCCACUCUGCAGGGUUGUCCGCAUCACAAUUGAUAUUCCAGAAGACUGUGAUCCAGCUUAUUUUGAGCAACUUCAUUGCCCAAAUUUAGAACUUAAUUUUCAAGAAAUAUCUCUUGAAAAUAAAAACUGGAUCAUUAAGGCCAUUAAAGCUAUUGGCGGAAGAAAUGGCAUCUGGAGGGCAUGCUUUAACACCUGCACUAUGGACGUGGAGUGCCAGGCAGCCCUCAUAAAAGAUCUUGCAGGACUCAUAACGAAUAAAUUAUCAAUCCGCACCAUCAUGGAUAUGGAUGAAGUACAACAGAAAAAGCUGCAACAGCUUGCUACUUUUACUGUCAACUGGAUAUAGGAAACCAUCUUGUUUCAUGACCCCCAUUUUGGAAACUACAUAUUGUUUUAUGAUUUCCAUUUUUUUUUUCUCAUUUUUUUUGUUAUCAGUGUAAUCACAAAUAAAUGACCAAUCUUUAUUAUGGAUACUGAUAGACAGCAGAAAAAACUACAGCUUUAUGCUUUUAUUGUCAACUGGAUAUAGAAAACGACAUCUUAUGACUUCCAUUUUCCCAUUCAAAUUUUUAUCAGUGUUAAAUAUUAAAUCAUCAUCAUUAUUCUCAGAGAUCUCUUGAUGCCCUAUGUUUCUAAUAUAUUUUUCUGUCAGUGUUUUGAGUUUACCUUAUGUUUCUAGUGGACAAAUUAUAUUUUUUCAGUGUUUGGAGUUUUUUUUUUUUAAUUUGAGGACAGUAGCAUUCACUUAAUAUGCCAAAGUAUGUUAUUAAUAGAAUUAUUAUAACUAUAUAUUUUUUUAAUUAUAUUUAUACACCAUUGACUAAAAAUGCUAUAUCUACCUAUAUAUAAAUGUUUUUGUAUUAAAUGGGAAUACUUUUGGCAAAUUCAGCAUCUGAUUAAAGUAAUUUUCUGUUUUAGGUGCUACAAUUACCAUUAUAUGCUUGAUAUAUUCCACAUUUUACCGUAGCAUUUUUCUAUACUAUUUACCACUUGGAGCAAUGCUUUUGACGGACAUAACUGUUACAAGUGUUGAUUUGAAAAUGUGUUUUGGUUUGUGCAAGACAGGUUUCUUAGUUAAUACUUUGUAUAGCUGAAUAUUUUAAACAUUUAUGAUGUAUUUCUGUUAAGCAGCAUAAUUCUAAAGCUAAUAAAAUAAAGUUGAAGACUUCUUUUGUAUUUGGUGGAAAAGUAUUAAAACUGGAUCAUAUAUA